UAGUAUAUAUAUAGAAGUUUUACAAAUUAAUAAACACCAAGUUCAGUUCAAUAAACGCGGAGGCCCGAAGCUGUUGAAAUUCCAGCCGACAAACUGGAAAUUUCCAAGAACUUACACAAAAUACAAAACCAAAAUUAAAAAUACAUAAUAUUAAAACAAAAUACUGGAUUCAACGGCGGCCCUAGCAAGGCCGUCAACCGGAAGUGUUGGCUAUGUUACGGUUCUAGGCACUAGAUCAAAUACGUUUACUCAAGUUAAACAUAAAACAAGUUACCCAACGGGGCUCACACAAAAGAAACGUAAAUCGUAGCUAAACUAAAAUGACGACCUACAUGAAGAUAUUCGAGGAGCGCAUCUCCGGUCUGGCCAAGGGUGUGGAUGAAACGGUGGAUAGCUGGUUUCUGAUGAGCUCACCGGCUCCCGUUGUCGCUGUUGUUCUGGUUUAUUUGGCAUUUGUGCUUAAGAUUGGGCCGGAGUACAUGAAGAAUCGCAAGCCCAUGGAUCUGAAGCGUGUUAUGGUCUUGUACAAUGCCUUUCAGGUCUGCUACUCCAUUUGGAUGUGUCGCACGUCCAUCAAGGAGAGCAAUGUCAUGGCAUCGAUAUUAUCAAAGAAAUGCGAAAUAAAUCGCACACGAGAACAGAAUUUGGCACUUUAUUCGGGCGCCUGGUUCUAUUUCUUCUCGAAGAUCAUUGAUCUGCUGGACACCACGUUCUUUGUGCUGCGCAAGAAGAACAAUCAGGUCUCGUUCCUGCAUGUCUAUCAUCAUACGAUCACAGUGCUCUUCUCCUGGGGCUAUCUGAAGUAUGCGCCCGGCGAGCAGGGCGUCAUCAUUGGCAUUCUCAACUCUGGCGUGCACAUCAUUAUGUACUUCUAUUAUAUGGUCGCUGCGAUGGGACCUCAAUAUCAGAAAUAUCUGUGGUGGAAGAAGUAUAUGACCAGCAUUCAGCUGAUACAGUUCGUCCUCAUCCUUGGCUACAUGUUGACCGUCGGCGCCAAGGGCUGCAAUAUGCCAAAGACACUGACCUUCUUCUUUGUGGGCAACACGAUCAUCUUCCUCUAUCUUUUUGGCAAUUUCUAUCGCAAGACCUACAACAAGAACAAGAGCCUCGAUGCCAAUGGUCAUGCCAUGCGCAAUGGUGGCAGGAGCUUGAAUCUGGCCCAGUCGGCCCUGCGCGCUGCCGGCGGCAUGGGCUGCAUGCCGAUGCCUUCCAAGAACAACAACACCAACAACAACAGCAGCAGCGACUUCAAGCCCUAUAUCGAUCUGAACAACAACAAUGUGAAGCCCCUGAAGGUGGAAUGAUCCAUUUAGGCUAUGCACGGGGCUUGGUGGGGUUUCUUUGUUUAUAGUUUAACUUUACCUUUUUUUAGAGCAGGGCUUAAGUCUAGUGUUAAAUGUUUAAUCCAUAACCCUAACUGUAUAUGAAAUGAUUCUGAAUAAUGAACUUCUUAAAUGUAGAAUGUAUAAAGUUUAUGCCAAACAGCAGAAGAUUACAUCCAAAUACCUAGGCGUGUAAGUGUUUGUGUGCGAGUGUGCGUGUGCCUGAGUGUGUGUGAGUGCGUGCGUGUCUGUGUAUUGCCCUAAGUAUUGAAAUGCAAGAAACUUAUUGUUAAUUUUUUAUUCGAAAUUUGAUUGUUUCCAAUUAUAUGAUUUCUGAACAAAAUAAUAAAUCCAAAUUUA
Messenger RNA from Drosophila montana, 1682 nucleotides. It is a transcript of the gene bond, whose product is annotated as james bond. Gene Ontology annotation, cellular component: endoplasmic reticulum membrane. The record is from RefSeq and is a predicted model, not a curated record. The coding region runs from base 321 to 1304 and encodes 327 amino acids. Gene Ontology annotation, biological process: sphingolipid biosynthetic process; very long-chain fatty acid biosynthetic process; fatty acid elongation, polyunsaturated fatty acid. Lineage: Eukaryota; Metazoa; Arthropoda; Insecta; Diptera; Drosophilidae. Gene Ontology annotation, molecular function: fatty acid elongase activity. The transcript is spliced from 4 exons.